AUGAAGAUACGAUCGCUGUUACUCAUUCUGGGUAUCCUGGGCCUAGUGCACGCGGAUUUGCCCAGUUGUUUGCGAGCACGCUGUUCGCAUUGUAAUAUCAGUUUCAUUGCUCAGAUGUGUCCGAACACCUGCAACCAAUGUGGGGUUGAUAUCCCGCACAUUUCGGUAAGCCUACUUUGUUUUAUGCGACAAGCGGUACUCCCAAAUUAAAUAGCCAUACUUUACAACCUUGUUUAGAAGCCAACAGCCCACGCUGUAGGUCCAUCAUCAAGAAUCGCCGCGCACGGCCAGCCAAACUACGCUGGAGUUGCGCCUCUUCAAAACAUCCCGCCUCCAGGCCCCGUGACCCAAACCAGCCAUGCUUACUCGUACGGGGGUUACGGAAACGCUCAAAACAACAUCCCUCAAGCUAGACAACUACCCUACUCUGUAGGUUUUGUUGGUUUUCCCGUUACAGUAACUGGAAUUUCGUAUUUGACAAAAAGCUUUCAGUCCCAACCUCAAUCCCAAGCCACUCAAUAUGGCCAUUCAUAUCAGCAAGAACAAACUGCCCCAUUCGCCAGUGCCCCUCAACAGCAACCAUCCGGGCCAGUUCAGCCACCACCAGCUUUCCAACAACCCCAACAACCUUACUAUCAACAGCCGCAGCAGCCAUUCGGCGGAUUCCCCGCUCAGCCUCAGCCAUUUGGAGCCCCAGCUCCACAAGCUAGCGGUGCCGGUCCAGCUGCACCAGGAGCUCAGGCUGCCAGCUUGGGAGUAACUCCAGCACCCGCUCUGUUCAAUCCUUUCCAGCCUUUCUUGGGGCAGUCGUUCCAGGCUCAACAGCCUUUCAAUCCCUUCGCUUUCCCAACCCUUCCACCUGCAGCAACUUUGGCUCCAGUAAGUGAUAAAGUGGUCUGACAUCCCCAAAAAUUGGUCAAUUUCUAACUCAAACUCCGUUUUCAGUUCACCCCAGCUCCUCCACUCACAGCGCCAACGAUGCCUCCACUCUUCACUCUGCCGACUCCACCACCACCUACUCCAGCGCCAGCCACCUUCCCACAACAGCCUGGCUAUUCAGCUGGCCAACAGCAGUCCUACGGGCCUCAAGGCGGUCAACAACAGUUCCAGGGACAAGGUCAACAACCUCAACAAUCCCAACAAGGAUUCCAACAGGCUCAGUCGUCACAACAAGGAUACCAGCAACCUCAAAGCUUCCAACAGCCACAACCAGCGCAACAGAACUUCCAACAACCACAACCAGCUCAACAAAACUUCCAACAACCACAACCAGCCCAACGGAACUUCCAGCAGCCUCAGCCAACUUAUCCACAAGGCCAGAACCAAGUUCAGCCAGCUGAGGAGCAACGACCUCGUCAAGUUUACACUCAACCCGCUCAGGUGCAACCUCAAGCCCCUCAGCCAUCUCAAUAUCAGCAGCCUGCGCCUCAACCCGCUGCUCCACAGCCCUCAACCAGCAUUGAUGCUACUCCAGUUCAGAUCGAGAAGAACAACUAUGUUUCGCCGAAUACGAAGAGUGCUUUCGGUGGUGCUGGAGCCGGCGCCGGUACUUGCCCUAAGCAGCCUAAUUGGGAGCCUUGCAUCUCCAAGGACUUGGCCAACGAAAGGUUUAAGAACUGUUGCCAACGACUUGGAGAGGGGUGUUCUCAGCUGUGUAGCUACGACUCUACUUUGACCACGGUAAGUCGAUGACAAAAGCUGUGUCUAUUUACAGUCUAAGACAGAAUUUAGGGGCAAAGAACGGAUAAGAUAAACGACAAAAUGCAUCUAAAUGCGUCCCGGAUGCAAUAAAUUGCGUCUGGCUGGCAAAGACGCAAUUUAUUGCAUCCAGGACGCAUUUAGAUGCAUUUUUGCCAUUUAUCUUAUCCGUUACUGCCAACUUUUCACUUUCUUCCCGGUUUUUCCCAAUAACUUUGUUUCCUUUCAGAUUCAACUCGCUGUCCUCACCGGCCGUUGUCCAAUCAGCAAAGUAGCUGACAUGAUGGUGUGUGCUUCGGGCUAUGAGGACGCCACCCCUUGUUGUCAAGCCUACAACGUGUUCGAGCCCGGAUUCGAGCACUGCCGGCCAUACUGCAACCCAGCUGCCGGUCUGCCAAACGACGGCAUGUUGGCUGAGAAGUACCGAUGCCUGGGGAAGCUGAGUCAGAUUCAACGGUGUUUCUAUGUGUCGCAGCGGCCAUAG
This is a messenger RNA of Bursaphelenchus xylophilus (pine wood nematode), 2182 nucleotides long. NCBI's taxonomy places the organism in Eukaryota, Metazoa, Nematoda, Chromadorea, Rhabditida, Aphelenchoididae. The record is from the annotation of a GenBank genome assembly.